CUUACCAUAUACUGUGUUGCUGUUUUGUUAUUUAUUAUUAUUACUGUGGGCGUUGGGAAGAUCGGAACUGUAAAGUGGAAUAGUAGCGGUGCAGUCCGUGCUUGAAACAAUAGUGUCGUGCAAACAUUUGCGCAAUGACAGCACCCAUGGAGAGAAUACAAGUCUUAGACACUAUUGAAAAAGAUAUUAUAACAUGUCUUCAAAGUGCUGGGCAGGCACUUACAGAGUUGAGCAAAGAGAAAUCAAGCUUAAAACAAGCAGAAGUUCAGACAAAUCAGUUCCUGAAAACACUGAAUCAAGUAGAAGCAAAACUUACUGAACAAAUAAAUUAUCUAACCCAAGUAUCUACAGGACAGCCUCAUGAAGGAUCAGGCUAUGCCUCACAGAAGGUACUUCAAAUGGCAUGGCAUCGUUUAGAACACGCAAGAAGUAGGGUGAAUGAACUGGAGAGAAUUAAAAAUAAGCAUCUACAGGCACGUGCAGCUUUGAGGAACCAACAGCAAAUCACCCAAGUACAACAGAAUGGAUCACAACCAGUCACCAAUGCCCACGGAGGAACAUCAGCAUAAUUUUCGAAGAAGCUGUUUUCAUAUCAUUCGUCGCUGACUGUAUGAGGCUAACUGUUUCAACAUGUGUCAAAAGUCAAGUGAAAACUUUAUGCUGAAAGAAAUGUCAGUGUUGUAAGCAGGUGUUUUUUCUCAAAUUUCUGAGUGUUGCAAGGACUAAGAACAUAUUUUAAAAAUACAGAACUAGCAACAGCAUUGUGUUUAAACAGUUAACUGAAGUAUGGUUCUUGAGGAGCAUUCUGCACUCUUUCGUGCAACUGCAGAGUAUAAAAGAUUCUCAUAUUUUUAAUGGCAUUGCAGGAAUGAAACGUAGGUGCAUUUCACAAGUUUCUCCUGUGGUAUAAAAAUGUUCCUUUCCAAUGUUUUUCUCAUUAUUUAUAUUUAUUGACAUAAAUACGAUGUUUUCGGUAUUUUACUGGAAGAACUGAUGAUGUAUGGAAGGCUUUAAUGAACCAGAAGUCAUGGACAUUUUUACUCAUCUGUACAUUGUAUAUAUUAUUAGUAUUGAGCAAUGAUGUUGUACAACUUGUUAAUUACAUAACAGUUUAACAGUUGUAAUUUUCAUUGACAUUCAUUCAUGUAACUCAAAUACAUACAUCAAACAAUGGAAAAUCCAGGAUGGAAUGUAACAAUAUAAUGAAGAGGAUAGCUGAGAUGCUGAGUCACAGAAAGGCACACCAAAAGGCUGUCGGGAAGUUAGCUUUCAGACAAGUCCUUUGUCAGAAAUAGACAACAUAAACACAAGCACACACUCACGCAAAGUUAAAACACACACACACACACACACACACACACACACACACACCUGGCAGCUCGAGCUAGACUCAAAUGUGGCUCCAGUUGCCAGAGUCUGUGAUCGUGUAUGUGUGAGUUGCAUCUGCGUGCGUGCGUGCGUGCGUGCGUGCGUGCGUGUGUGGGUGUGUGUGUGUGUGUGUGUUAGCUAUUUUUGACAAAGGCCUUGUUAACCGAAAGCGAACUUUCGAACAGUCUUUUUGAUGUGCCUCUCUGUGACUCAGCAAAUACACAUAUCAGCAUAUUUAGUUAUAAUCAUAUGAUAUGAGGGCUGCCAGUCCAAAUAUGACCUCUCCAGGUUAAUCUGGAGAAAGUAACGAACCAGGUUGGACCUGAGUGUCAAGGAAAGGUGACUCAAAAAGGAAAAACUUUAAUAACUGCAUAUGAAUCCAAAAUUUGGGGCAGAGGGAGAGAACUAACAGGAAAACAAGGUGGAGCCCAAUGAUACAGCAAAUAAAUUUAAGUAAAAUAAGCAAAAUAUGUAAAAUGCACAAAUCAUUUAACAGUGGUGUGUCUUGAACUUUUAUUUCAACUUGAUGGACCUAAGUGACUGAUGGUGAAAUACUCAUAAGAUGGCUUAUGUCCAAAACGGGCAGUUUUGUGUAUUAGUAUGACAAUUGGAAAGUAAAAGUAUCUCUUUGCUCACUAUCAAUACAGUAUUACCAGAAACAGUGAUUUCAAGUAUUCUUUCACAAAUGAUCCUACAUUGGACAAGUAUUUAACAAAUGGAUCUGCUAUUGGGGCUCAACAUCUACUCUAGUCACGAGGGCUCUGAAAAAUCACUAUUCUUAACAUUUACAUGGCUAAAAUGUGUAGUAGUUUAACCCAAUACCGUAGCGGUAACCCCUAAGGUCAGGAUUUUUAGUGGGGGUGGAAAAUAAGCAGAUGGGGUAGUGAUGCUACUAGUGCAGGAGGCCAAUCUUGGGAGCUGGUGUGAAUGGCUGUUGUAUGCCCUAGGGCAUCAGUGAAACAGUUUAAUCUGGAAUUUUAUUUAUUACUAGUGAUUUUAUAGUACAGAUUGUCUUCUCUUGGACAGCAUUAGGCCUACUGGUUCUCACACUCGAGUGAAACGAGGAAUGCAGACAUGGCAGCCUUGUCGGCUGUGCCUGUUGUGCAGGUCAGGACCCAGCAGUGGUCUCGUGCAGGUGACCGGGAAACAAGAGUCUGUUGGUGCAAGCCUACCACGGCCAACUGGCAUUUAGUGUAGCCCGCCCCAGUGCUCUCAAAGAAGGACACGUACUUAAGCGGGUGCCGACAGCAUAUCACACAGGGGUAUCAUGAAGGUGGAACCGUAGUGCUCAAAUCAGCAACACAACGUGCAGCCAGGGAUGUGAUACUCUGAUGUCUCGCCCAACAGAUUGUCACUCAGUAUGGUCCUUCACCAGUGGGACGCCCAUGCUUGGCCAGAUCUUCAAUCAAGGGAGUGGCCAAACAGCACUGGCAGCUCGUAGCAGCUAAGUCACACUACAGCUCAGCCUUGGCUGUGAUCUUGGAGGCUAAGUUUUUCUCAGCAGCAGGUAGCACAUACCAUUCUGUCAGAAUUAGAAGCUGCAGAUGGGAUGACAAGACUCUGAUACUGAGGCUUCAAAAAUGGUUUUAUUCAAGCUGGACAUAAUGUCAGCACUGCUGGUGAUGCAGUCAUAUGCCCUUAUUAUCCAGAGGUGUCAGCAUCCCCACCAUGGUAUCUGUCAUUUUCAUUUCCCCUUGCCUUCACAGAGCAAGGUGACUCACUGGUUAGAACAUUGUACUCGCAUUUGGGAGGACGACAGUUCAAACACAUGUCUGGCUGUCCAGAUUUAGGUUUUCCUUGAUUUCACUAAAUCUCUUCAGGCAAAUGCUGGAUGGUUCCUUUGAAAAGGCACGCCCAAUUUCCUUCCCCAUCUUUUGUAAUCUGAACUUGUACUCCAUCUCUAAUGACCUCAUUGUCAAUAGAACACUAAAUGCUAAUCUCCUCCUCACCUUCAGAUUUUCCAUCGCUGCUAGGGCACCAUGGAGGGGCUGAGCUAGGAUGUUACAUAUUAUGGCCCCAUAGUGCAAGGCUCAAACAAUGAUGCAUUAGGCUCUGUCGUACUGUAUCAUCAUUUGUACUUCUUGGUUACAGCUCAGAUGUGACAAUGUAUUAAUAAUGCUGUCCUGACUUUGUAAGAUAGCACUCCUUGCAUUCUCCAGAUAAUUAUAUAUUGUGAUUAUCUGCCAUCUGUGCCAUGUAAUAGCUUUCAAAAUUUAUACCCACACCUGGGAAUCAAAUUAGCUGUUUAACAAUCCUUUCUUCUUCAAGAAAUUUGUCCUUAAUUUUACUGUUGUUUACCCGUAACAACUGCAAUUUAUAUGGAUUACAUGGACACUAGAUGAUUCCACGCAAUCCCAGUAAAUAUCUCAAGAGGGUGACUCACAUUAGUUGUUCCACUUACACCUUAGUUUUAUUCUCCAUUGCAGUCGAGAUCUUUUUCAUUGUACAUGCAGUUAUUUAAUUAAAUAUAUUGGUUUAAUUUG
Molecule: messenger RNA, 3851 nt
Organism: Schistocerca americana (American grasshopper)
Lineage: Eukaryota; Metazoa; Arthropoda; Insecta; Orthoptera; Acrididae
Gene: MED11
Product: mediator of RNA polymerase II transcription subunit 11
Exons: 3
Coding region: 135-569 (144 amino acids)
Biological process (GO): regulation of transcription by RNA polymerase II
Cellular component (GO): mediator complex
Molecular function (GO): transcription coregulator activity
Source: RefSeq, a predicted model, not a curated record